UUGUUCCAUUUCAAGCAUUUUUCCAAUAGACAAGAAUCGGUAGUCAUGUUUGCCAAGAAACUCUUACACAAAGCUACCAAGCUUCAUAAUCUGCAUCAUCAUCAGCAUAACUUAAAGGGCUGCCUCACUCCAGAAGAUUUGGAUUUUCGGAUAGCAGUCCAUUACGGUAUCCCAUCUACUGCAUCAGUUCUUGCCUUUGAUCCCAUUCAGCGUUUACUUGCCAUUGGGACAUUGGAUGGCAGGAUAAAAGUGAUUGGUGGUGAUAACGUCGAAGGACUCCUAAUUUCUCCUAAGCAAUUACCUUUCAAGUAUAUGGAGUUUCUAUCCAACAAAGGUUUUCUAGUCAGCAUCUCCAAUGACAAUGACAUACAGGUGUGGAAUCUGGAAAAUAGGUCUAUAGUUUCUAGUUUGCGAUGGAGCUCCAACAUAACAAGUUUCUCUGUGAUAUGUGGCUCCUUCUUCAUGUACAUUGGAGAUGAGCACGGGUUGAUGUCUGUUUUGAAGCUCGAGGAGGAGGCAGAGCUGUUGGUAAUGCCAUAUCACAUUUCCGCCAAAUCCCUUACUGAAGCAGCUGGGUCAUCAUUUCCGGAUCAUUGGACUGUUGUUGGAGUUCUUCAUCAACCUAGUUCUUCUGGGAAUAGAGUUUUGAUUGCAUAUGAGAGUGGGUUGAUUGUUCUUUGGGAUGUUUUUGAAGCUCAAGUGGUUGUAGUUAGAGGUGAUAAGGUUCUUGAACUGAAGGAUGGAGUUGAUGAUUCUCCUGGUCAAGUUGGUCAUCUUUUAGAUGCUACACCUGAACACAGUUUGGAGGAGAAUGAGAUAACCGCUCUUUGUUGGGCAUCUUCUAAUGGGACCAUUCUUGCUGUUGGAUACAUAAAUGGAGAUAUUAUGUUCUGGAAGACAUCAACUACUGCCUCUAGUAAAGGCCGAAAAGCUGGAGCAUCAUUCAAUAAUGUUGUAAGGCUACAGUUGUCCUCUGCUGAAAGGAAGCUCCCUGUCAUUGUCUUGCAUUGGUCCGCAAACAGUAAAUCCCAGAAUGAUGGUGAUGGCCAAUUGUUUGUUUAUGGAGGUGAUGAAAUAGGGUCAGAUGAAGUAUUAACGGUUUUGAGUCUUGAAUGGAGCCCUGGAAUGGAAACUCUAAGAUGUGUUGGUCGUGCUGAGCUCGCUCUUAGUGGCUCCUUUGCUGAUAUGAGUUUAUUACCAAGUGCAAUAAACAAUCAUCGAGCUGAUUUAUUAGUACUGACAAGCCCAGGACAUCUGCAAUUGUUCAGUCAUGAUAGUUUGUCUGCCUUGAUGUCUGAACAUGAGAAGAAAGUUACUCUCUCUUCCUUAGAGUGUCCCGUAGUGAUACCUACAGCUCAUCCAGUCCUGAGUGCAGCAAAUCUCAGCUCACUAGUUGGCAGUGAAAACACUUCAAAGUUUCUUUUGGAGAUAGCCACAAAUAUGAAGCUUAAUUCAACAUCAAAGUUGACAGGGGGAAAUUGGCCCGUAUCAGGAGGCAUAGUAAAUCAAUUUGCUUCUCCUGAAGGUUAUGUAAUAGAGAGAAUUUACAUAGCUGGUUACAUGGAUGGAUCUGUUCGAAUCUGGGAUGCCACUUCUCCAGUCUUAUCAAUCCUCUGCAUUAUAGGAGAGAUCAAAGAUGUGGACGUGACCGGUUCCACUGCUCCAAUUUCAGAACUGAACUUCUGUUCCUUCACUUCAGGUUUAGCAGUUGGUAACCAACUUGGUUUGAUCCGUGUAUAUAACCUCAAUUCCAGCUGCAAAGAGACAAGUCUUCACAUUGUCACUGGAAUAAAACAAGAAGUUCACAAACAACCUCAAGGUGGAGGGCCUAAGUGUAGUGCUUGUUUUCACCUUCUUGAUUCCCCUGUUCAAGCACUUCAAUAUAUGGACCAUGGAGCUAAACUAGCUGUUGCACAUGAAUGUGGUCGUGUUGCAGUGCUUGAUAUGAAGUUAUUCUCUGUUUUGUUCCUAACCAACUGUUUACCUAACCCUAGCAGUCCAGUCAUUUCCAUGACCUGGAAAUCAUUUGUGUAUAAUGAUGGUCAUGUUAAAAGCCCCAAAGAUUCAGGACGAAAGGAUCUUGACAGACCUGCAGAGAGAUUGAUGAUCAUAUCUACCAAAGAUGCAAAAUUAUAUGUAUUCAAUGGCGAUGAUAAUCGCAUGAUCAACUCUAGACCAAUACAAUUGAAAAAGGAUACAACGGUUAUAUCCAUGCAUGUUAUAGAGAGAGGUACUUCCAUCGUCGAAUCAGUGGACCAAAAGGAGUCACAGCAGUUGACCAACGAUGCUGCAGCCAGAAGUGAACCUCUUAUUGAAGUAGAUAAACCGAAGAUUGAACAACAUUCUCAGCCUGAGAAUAUCAACUCGGUCCAGGGUGCAACAGAUUCACUUAUUUUACUUUGUUGCAAGGAUGCACUGUGCUUAUAUCGUUUAAAAUCUGUGCUUCAGGGGAAUGAAAAACCUUUGUGUAAAGUAAAACUUGCGAAGCCUUGUUGUUGGACUUCAACUUUUAAAAAAGAUGAAAAGACUUGCGGAUUAGCGUUACUUUAUCAGUCCGGAGAAUUGGAAUUCAGAUCCUUGCCAGACCUAGAAUCGGUGAAAGUAACCUCGUUAAUGUCGAUAUUAAGGUGGAGUUUCAAGGCAAACAUGGAGAGGACUAUGACUUCUACAGAGAAUGGGCAGAUUGCCAUGACAAAUGGGUCUGAAGUCGCAUUUAUCUCUCUACUGAAUGUUGAUGAUGAUUUCGGGGUUCGAGAAUCAUUGCCUUCUCUUCACGAUAAAGUGCUUGCAGCUGCUGUAGAAGCUGUGAUUAGCAGUUCUCAAAAACAAAAGAAAAAGCUGGGUGCCCCUGGAGUACUUGUUAAUAUGGUCAAAGGAUUUAGAGCAGGAAAAUCAAACAACGGAAUCAACUUUCCUGAUUAUUUUGGAUCAAGUUUCAGCAAUCUGGACAAAAUCUUUUCCAAGAAUCCAUUUCCGGAUCCACUUGAAAGCAUUACUAAUGAUCAGGAUGAUGUAGAACUUGAUAUAGAUGACAUUGAAAUCGACGAACCUGUAUCCGUGCCUACUUCAUCACAUACAAAACAAAACGAGGAAAUUGGAAAGAGAACUGAUCGGGAAAAACUAUUUGAUGGUGAUAAUUCUGAUGUGACGCCCAGACUCAGGACACGUGAAGAGAUCAUUGCUACUUACAGAAAGGCUGGGGAUGCUUCCUCGGUAGCUGGACAAGCAAGAAACAAGCUUUUAGAGCGCCAGGAGAAGCUUGAGAAAAUCAGCAAAAGGACUCAAGAUCUAAGCAAUGAAGCAGAAGACUUUGCAUCCUUAGCAAACGAGCUUGUAAAGGUAAUGGAACGUAGAAAAUGGUGGCAAAUAUGAUUAAUUUUUGCAUCAUAUUUCUUCGUUCAAAGCAUAUGAAAAUUCCUCGCCCGUAUACGUAAACGACACAUACAACACUAUCUUCUCAGAUUUCUGGACAAGUUUUAUGAUGCUUGUUUCAAGUAUAUAUGUACUAUACAAAGUUGGAUUCCCCCACAAAAUCUUGUCUUUUUAAGGUGGUGUUCAUAUAGAAAACAAAGUUUUGUGUUCAUUUGAAGUGGACUACCACUAACUUGGUAUAUAUUAUUAAGUUUGGGAUUUGUGAGAAUAACAGUUAUGGU
This is a messenger RNA of Cynara cardunculus var. scolymus (artichoke), 3653 nucleotides long. RefSeq lists its product as uncharacterized. The coding region runs from base 46 to 3372 and encodes 1108 amino acids. Gene Ontology annotation, molecular function: GTPase activator activity; syntaxin binding; myosin II binding. Gene Ontology annotation, biological process: regulation of exocytosis. The record is from RefSeq and is a predicted model, not a curated record. The transcript is spliced from 24 exons. NCBI's taxonomy places the organism in Eukaryota, Viridiplantae, Streptophyta, Magnoliopsida, Asterales, Asteraceae. Gene Ontology annotation, cellular component: cytoplasm; plasma membrane.